Molecule: messenger RNA, 2838 nt
Organism: Hydractinia symbiolongicarpus
Lineage: Eukaryota; Metazoa; Cnidaria; Hydrozoa; Anthoathecata; Hydractiniidae
Product: serine/threonine-protein kinase greatwall-like
Exons: 1
Coding region: 33-2195 (720 amino acids)
Biological process (GO): peptidyl-serine phosphorylation; intracellular signal transduction
Cellular component (GO): nucleus
Molecular function (GO): ATP binding; protein serine/threonine kinase activity
Source: RefSeq, a predicted model, not a curated record
UCCUUUUUUUAUGCACAGGUAUAUAAUGAAGAAUGGCAUUUUCUGAGGUGACAAAAAAACACAAACCAAUAUUUGACUCUAAGCAUUUAACUGUCAAGAAAUCUCAUGCAGCUCCUGGAAUAAAUGAUUUUGAAAUCCUUAAACCAAUUAGCAGAGGAGCCUUUGGACAAGUCUAUCUUGCGAGAAAAAAAGGUUCAAGAAAAUUGUAUGCAUUGAAGGCAAUGAAAAAAUGCAAUGUGUUGACUAAGAAUAUGAUGGAGCAAGUGGUUGCAGAGAGAGAUGCAUUAGCUAUAUCCUCUAAAAGUCCAUUUGUUGUACAACUGUAUUAUUCUUUUCAAUCAGAUGAGAAAAUUUAUUUGGUCAUGGAAUACAUGAUUGGUGGCGAUAUCAAAUCGCUUCUUCAUAAUUUAGGGUAUUUUGAAGAGCAUAUGGCAACGUUUUAUAUUGCAGAAGUUGUUCUGGCAUUAGAGUACUUGCAUAGUCAUGCAAUAUUUCACAGAGAUAUAAAACCUGACAAUAUGUUGCUCUCCAAUUCGGGUCAUGUAAAGUUAACAGAUUUUGGUUUAUCCUGUUUAACGUCGGAAAGAAAACCUAACUUUAUGGACCUCAUCAAUACCCCUGGCCUAGUGAAUAAAAGUAAUGAGACAAAUUUAAGCAAGAAAAUUUUCUGGAGGACUCCUGGUCAAUUACAAUCACUUACGAGUAAUUUUACUUUUUCAAUACCCAAAAAAACAGAACCGAAAAAAAGAAAUAUGUCAUCUUUAAGUAUUAUCGCAUCUACAUCAGAGUCUAAAGAUUUUAUCUUUAGCCCACCUCAAAUGUAUACUGAAAACUCUGAUUUUGCCGAAGCUGCAUCAAUGUUGUCUACUCCGCGAAACCCAAGAGCAUCGUUUUCUUCUGAAGUGAGUGACAGUGCAGGUUCAUAUAAAUGUGGAGGGGCUUGCACAGGAUUGACUGCUGACAUUACGUCACUUGCUCUAGAUAUUAUAAAGCGAAAACGAAGUUUCACAGAUUUAGAUCAAGAAAGCGAUGAAAAAGAGAAUUUUGCAAGAGGGACCAUAUACAAACGAGCCAGACUGUACUCUCAAAGUUUACCCUGUGAAUUAGAAACUUCAACAGAUGAUAUUAAGAAUACAAUUGAUGAAUCACUUAAAAUACAUUCUGUACAUUUUGCUGAUCAAGUUCAACAGUGUGGAAAUAAAACCACUGACUCGCCACAAAUUGUUUUAUCAUCUCACAUGCAUAAAAACCCUGAAUUUAAUAAUCUACCAGGAGCGUCUCCAUUAUCCCAUGAAAUAUCUACAAACAAUAUCAGCGGUGUGACAGCUCUGACAGAAACGAGCCAUAUGAGUAUAAGUUUGGUGAGUGAGUGUGUUAUGCUUAGUCCUCAUAAUGACAGUCUAAAUAAGGACGGGAAAGGAAAAUUAAAUAAAGCAGUAAAAUUUACACCGUCGCCAUCACAAACUGGUGUCAAUUUCAAAAAAGAUUCUCCAUCAUUGACUCCAAAAAGUGCUGUUGAUCAGGGUCGAAAAAAUUCUGAAUCAAUAAAAACUCCUAUUCAGAUGCUAAGAUUUUGUGAUGGAAUAUCACCAGAAUUAUCUUGUUUUCAAACAGGAACUCCAAAUGAAAUUUCAAAUUAUGUGAAAAAGACUCCUGAUGGAAAUUUGAGUCUUGAAAGCUGUCCUAAUGUUACUCCAAAACAAACACCUUUUCGCACACCAAAAAGUUGCCUUCGUGGAAAAGCCACUCCAGCAGAGCGGAAAAAAAUUCUUGGUACACCAGACUAUUUAGCCCCAGAAAUAUUGCUGGAAAAAAAUUAUGGUGCCCCUGUUGAUUUUUGGGCAUUGGGAGUUUGUUUUUAUGAAUUUUUAACUGGAAUUCCACCUUUCAAUGAUGAUACUGCAGAACUUGUUUUUGAACACAUUUUAGACCGCGAUUUAAUAUGGCCAGAGGGCGAAGAACGCCUUUCACAAAACUGUGUUGAUUGUAUUGAGGGUUUGUUAACAGUUAAUCCAGAGAUGCGACCAAAACCUGAUACCAUAAAAGAGAUGCAUUGUUUUGAUGGUUUUGAUUGGAAGAAUCUUCCAACAGCUUCUGCACCAUUUAUCCCCCAACCUGAUGAUGUUUAUGAUACAACAUAUUUUGAAGCAAAAAAUGUUGCUAAUAAAUUACUUAUGUCUGCUUUUAAACCUUAAUAUUAAGUUAAAAUUGAAAGUGCAUAAAAGCACAAGGUAUUUUUUGUUACAAAAAGCACAACUAUCAAAUUUGAAACUUUAUUAUAAAUAAAAUUUUGUAGAAGCCAAAUCAAGCCUUCUUUAAAGCAUCAACUUUGUAUUUACAAUUGUCAAUGUUAUCAAUUUCUUUUAUUGACUUUAAACCUAGCAUCUUUGUAAAAAAUUAAAUAAAUCUUUAGAGACUUGACGAAUCAUUUUGUUUUGUAUGUUAAAAUCCAAUUGACAUAGUGAGUAUUUUUAAGAUGCCUAAUUUUAGACCUUUUUUCAUCUGUUUGUCCACGCAAGUGAACGCAAUUGUUUUUUCGCAUUUUUGCACUUUUAGGUUCAAAUAUACAUUUAUUUUGUUGCUGAAUAAUAAUUUUUGGACAGUUCCCCUAAAGUGUUUUGAUGUUUUGUUGGUUUAUAUAUUUGUAAUGCAUUUAAAGGUAAAGAGUCUGCUCUUAUAAAAUGAAGGAACAUCCGGGCUGAACCCCAAAAGUGAAUACAGUACGUGUCUUGUAAAAAUGUUUAAAUGGCAGAAUUGUUUUGUUGAUUUCUUUUAUACUGUUGAAACGUUUAAAUUUAAAUAAUGUAUUAAAAAUAUAAAUAUAUGAAAUGUUGAAAA